CUCUCUCGUCGCAUCUCUUAAUAAAACCCUAAAAAGCUUCUUCACUCUUCUUUGCAAGUAAAAUCAUGGCGAAUCCACCAAUGAUUAGGUCAUUCCUUCAAGUUGCGGCUACAGAAGAAGUUGCUCAACCUCUCAGGGUUGUUCAGAUGGAAGGACUGGCUGUACUGAAGAUAAUCAAGCAUUGCAAGGAGAAUGCUCCAGCUCUAGUUACAGGGCAACUUCUUGGUUUAGAUGUUGGCAGCGUUCUUGAAGUUACCAACUGUUUUCCUUUCCCAGUUAGGGAGGAAGACGAGGAGAUUGAAGCAGAUGGAGCUAAUUAUCAGCUUGAAAUGAUGAGAUGCCUGAGAGAGGUUAAUGUCGACAACAACACUGUUGGGUGGUAUCAAUCAACUUUGUAUGGAUCAUUUCAGACUGUGGAACUGAUCGAGACCUUCAUGAAUUAUCAGGAGAACAUAAAACGGUGUGUUUGCAUCAUAUAUGAUCCAGCAAGGUCUAAUCAAGGUGUUCUAGCUCUCAAGGCUAUGAAGCUCACAGAUUCUUUCAUGGAACUUUAUCGCAAUAACAAUUUCACUGGAGAGAAGUUGAGGGAGAAAAAUCUUUCAUGGGUCGAUAUCUUUGAAGAAAUUCCUAUUAAAGUUUCAAAUUCUGCCCUUAUUAGUGCCUUCAUGACAGAACUUGAAGCUGACACUCCUGUGACCCAGUGUGACUAUGACCGUCUGCAAUUAUCAACCAAACCACAGAUGGAAAGAAAUGUUGAGUUUCUGAUUGAUUGCAUGGACGACCUGUCAAUGGAGCAGCAAAAGUUCCAAUUCUACUACCGAAACCUUUCACGUCAGCAAGCUCAACAGCAGGCAUGGCUUCAAAAGAGAAGGGCCGAGAACAACGCACGUAAGGCUGCAGGAGAUGAGCCAUUGCCCGAGGAGGAUCCUUCUAAUCCUAUCUUCAAACCAGUGCCUGAGCCAUCACGACUUGAGAGUUUUCUCGUAACCAAUCAAAUCUCUAACUACUGCAACCAAAUUAAUGGGGUUGCUGGCCAGAGCUUCAGCAGAUUAUAUUUGAUGAAGGCUUUGCAAGAAAGUUGAAUUGAAGCCUGAGAACUGCAGAGGUUGAUGUUUCUAUACUGCAAUUUUGUGUUAGUUGAAAUUUUUGUUUAGCCUAAUAGAAUCUUUUCCAGGCUGUUCUUGUGUUAAGACAGAAUACUUUGUAAACCUUCUUUUGCACUGUUCCGUGCUCUAAUUAUAGGCGAGACUUGUAAUAUCUCUAUUUGGUCAAUUUGUGGAAUUCUACAAGAGAUUUUAGGCCUCACGAUGUUUUAUUAAUUUGUACAAUCAAUGCACAUUACAUUUCAUACUCCA
Papaver somniferum (opium poppy) is the source of this 1355-nucleotide messenger RNA. RefSeq names its product eukaryotic translation initiation factor 3 subunit H-like. Gene Ontology annotation, molecular function: translation initiation factor activity; protein binding; metallopeptidase activity. Gene Ontology annotation, cellular component: cytoplasm; eukaryotic 43S preinitiation complex; eukaryotic translation initiation factor 3 complex. The coding region runs from base 66 to 1082 and encodes 338 amino acids. The transcript is spliced from 12 exons. Lineage: Eukaryota; Viridiplantae; Streptophyta; Magnoliopsida; Ranunculales; Papaveraceae. The record is from RefSeq and is a predicted model, not a curated record.